Strongyloides ratti is the source of this 4260-nucleotide messenger RNA. RefSeq names its product Striated muscle preferentially expressed protein kinase. Gene Ontology annotation, biological process: protein phosphorylation. Gene Ontology annotation, molecular function: protein binding; myosin light chain kinase activity; ATP binding. Bases 1 to 4260 code for a protein of 1419 amino acids. NCBI's taxonomy places the organism in Eukaryota, Metazoa, Nematoda, Chromadorea, Rhabditida, Strongyloididae. The transcript has 6 exons. The record is from RefSeq and is a predicted model, not a curated record.
AUGUUACAUUAUACUUUUCAAAGUUCAAAUAAAACUUUUUUGGAUUCAUUGGUUCCUCCAAAGAUUCAUGAAAGUUUAUCAUCAAAAGCAUCUCCUGAUCGUGAUCCAUCUAAAGAAGAUCAGGUUAGAGUUUUUGUAAAGCAACUUUUAACAGCAUUACAAUAUAUGCAUGAUCGUAAUCAACCUCAUCUUGAUUUAAGACCUGAAGUUGUAUUAUUACAAGAUGAUCAUUUAUGUUUGGCUGAUUUUGGACAAAAUAUUCAUGUAAAAAAUGGAAGAAUUACUGGUAAUUUUAAAGCAUCUCCAGAAUUUGUAGCACCGGAAUUAGUUAAAAAUGAAAAAAUUGGAUUAUAUAGUGAUAUGUGGAGUGUAGGAAUUAUGACUUUUGUUUUACUCGGUGGAAUUUCACCAUUUUUAGGUGAUAAUGAUAAUGAAACUUUAUUAAAUGUUGUAGAAGGUAGAUUUGAUUUGCAAUGUAAAGAACUUUCAUAUGUUACAAAUGAAGCAAUUGAUUUUCUUGAACGUUUAUUAAUCAUUAAUCCAUUUCAAAGAAUGACUGUUAAUGAGGCAUUGUCACAUCCAUGGAUAUGUGAAUCAUCUUUAUUAGAUGCAAAAUUGUCAUCUGAAUUUUUAAGAGAAUUCAAAUAUAGGCAUAAAUGGUUGGAACGCAGAGUUUUUGUACAACAAACUCCAUCAGAUUCAAUUUUAAAAGUUGAACCAAUUCCAGUACCUGAAUUUUGUGAAUCUCAUCCUAACGAAAAACAUUUAGGUACGAUUAUAGAUCCAGUAGCUAUUUACGAUUUUCUUACAAUCAAAGAUCAACCACGUUUAUUUGAACCAAAAUUUACAUACGGAAGCCGUUUAUCUCCAGAAACUGAAACAAAUUCUAAUUUGUCUCCAACAACAAGUUCAGUAUCUCUUCAUAAACUUUCAUAUCCAUUAAAUAUAAUUGACGACUCAUCCUUUGGAUUAUAUCGAACAGAGUCAGAAGAAAGUAUAAAUACAUUACCAUUUGAAGAGCCAAUAAAAUUUAAGAUAGGGAGAGGUUUAAAAGAUUCUUCUCCAUUAUCUACAAAUUCGGUUGGUAUCCAAAAUACCUUCAAAAAAUCACCAUCUCCAUCAAUGCAAAAUUGUGGUGAAGAUAGAAAAAUUUUACAAUCACAAGAAGGGGGUGAAUGUCCUAUAAGUGAUUUACUUAAAAAAGACAUUGAAAAGAAAUUAAAAAAAGCUACUGAAGAUAAGUAUUUUGAAGACGAAGAAGAAGACGAAGAAAUUUUUGAUACCGAUUUUAUUCCACCUUUACGUUUAAUAAAAGGUGAACGUCGUGAGAUUGAAGAAGAAAUUGCAAAUAGAAUUUUAAGUGACAUUUCUGAAGAAAAUUCUUAUGCUGGUUCUAUUGUUAGUUUAAACGACAUUGAACCAAAUCAAAAAUUAUUAACAAAUAAUCCAAGAAAAAAAUUAUAUAGAAGUCGUUCAAGAUCAACUACACCAAUGGAUAAUAGUGGUAGUGAAGAUUCAUUUACACCAAUUGCUUCACCAUCUGUUACUAUUGAUAUGGAUGAUGACAAUGAAUCUGUCAAAGCAUUUUUUUCUGAAAAAGGAUUUAAUGUUCCUCCUGAACAAAUGGAUCCCUCUGUUCCAGUUAGUGCUCCUUUAUUUCUUGAAGGAUUAGGUAAACAUAAAAUUACCGUGGUAAGCAAUGAAGAACGCCCAAAAUCAGGAGGUGGAUUAUCUCCAGGAUUAAAAUGUCGACCAGGAACAAAAUCACCGGUUCUUUUAUCACCAGGAAGAGAACAUAAAAUGGAAUGUGUUAUUAGUACAAAAAGAGGAAAACAAAGAAUGACAAAACCAAUGAAUGAAGAGGCUCCAAUUGAUAAUUCAAUAAACAAUUUAAAUGAAAAAAGAAAGGCCAGUGUCAAAUUUCAUGAUGACUUUGAUGAUUUUGAUGCAUUAAUGGCUGAAGCAGAGAAAGUAAAAAGUGAAUAUAAAGAAAAAAGACCUAAAUUAAAUGGAGAAAAAAAAGAAAAUAUAGAAAAUAUAGAAAUUCAAGAAAAACCAAUUAUUGAUAAUGAAGAAAAGACAAAAAUACCUGUUAGAAGAUAUAAUUUAGAGGAAGAACUUGAAAAAUAUAGACCAAAAAAUUAUUAUAAAGAGGAAGAAAAUAUUGUUCCAGAGAAUGAUAUAGAUGAUUAUAUUUGGGAUAGUCAUUAUCAAAUAGGUCCAGAUACUUUAUUACUUGCAUCAAAAGGUGCUUCUUUUAAUGCUAGAGUUAGAGGUUAUAGAUCAUUUCUUUGGGGUGAAGGUGCACCAUAUGUUGGUGUAGGUAUUUUAGGAUUUAGAAAUAGAGAUAUUACAGUAAGAGAAAGAAGAAGAUAUACAGAUUUAAUGAAAGAAGAAUCAAAUAAUAUACUAAACACUGGUUUUACAGAUGAAUUUGGUAAAAAAUUACAUAUAAUACAUAAUAAAAUAAAUAAAUUACAAAAUCAUGGAGGUUUAUCUUCUAAUAUAAGUGAACAAAAAGGUUCUGUAAUUUUUAAAAAAAGACUUCGUGAUGUUUAUUGGCAUGAAGAAAAAAGUAGAUUUCUUUUUGAAUGUCAAGUUAUUGGAAAUCCUACUCCUGAAAUUGUAUGGAAAUAUAAUAAUACCAUUAUUAAUAAUUCAGAUAGAUACAUUAUUAAAAAUUAUAAUGGUUAUUGUAGUCUAGAAGUUGUUAGACCUGAACUUCAUGAAUUAGGUGAAUAUACAUGUGAAGCAAGAAAUGAAAAUGGUUUUGAUAUAACAAGUUGUCGUGCUUAUUCUGGUGAAACACCUGGAAAACCAGGAAGACCAGAAAUUGAACUUGCUUCUGAUACAGAAGUUUUGAUAUGUUGGGAAAUGCCUGAAACUUGUACAACAUUAGAAGGAAUCAGAUAUAAAUUAGAAAUCAGACCUGCUGGUGAAAAUGAUCAUUUUGCUCCAUGGAUAGUUGUUUCAGAUAAUAUUGAUGGUGAAGUAUGUCUAGUAAAACAUUUAGCUCCUCAUGGUAUUUAUCAAUUUAGAGUUACUGCAAAAAAUGGUUUUGGAUGGGGAUUUCCAAGUUUAAAUUCAAGAAUUAUUAAGACACAUAGAAAAGGUGUUCCAAAAUUACAAACCGAAUUAUUAAAAAGAGAUAUUUGUAUAAAUUCUGUUUCUAUUCCAAGUAGACCAAUCGUCAAAAGAGGUAGUAGAGGAGGUGGAUUAUGUGAAAUUUUAGAAGAAUCUAAUGAUGAUAUGAUAGAAAAUGGAGUUGAAAGAAGAGAAAAUACUAGUAAAAUAGAAAAUUUAGGUGAAGGUGUUACUUUAUUAGUUGAUGAAGAUAUUACAAAAAGAUUUCAAAUUGAAAAAGAAAUAUUUAGAGGAAGAUUUUCAGUUGUUGUUAACGUUAGUGACAGUAAAAAUGAGGGAAGAAGUCAUUGUAUUGCUAAAAAACGUUUGACAACUUAUCCAGAUGUUCCUUCUGCUUUAGAUGAAUAUGAAAAUUUAAAGUUAUGUCAACAUGAAAAUGUUGUUCAAUUAGUUGGAGCAUAUGAAAAUGGUUCAACAAUAACAUUAAUAACAGAAAGGUUAUAUGAAGAUGUCUUUCACAGAUUUAGUUUUCUUGAUUCAUAUAAUGAAGAAUCUGUUGUAUUAACAGUUAGGCAAAUAGUAUCAGCUUUGCACUGGAUACACUAUAAAGGUAUAUUACAUCUAGAUAUUCAACCAGAUAAUAUAAUGUUUGUUAACAAAAGAAGCUGGUUUAUAAAAAUUAUUGAUUUUGGAAGUUCAAAAAAAAUUAGCACAAAUCCUUUAAAGAGUAGUACAAUUCAUCAGAGAAUUGAUUGGAAAGCACCAGAAGUUAUUAAAGGAGAAAAUGUUACAGAAAAAACUGACUGUUUUGGUAUGGGCUUAAUUGCAUUUACAAUUUUAUCCGGAUUCCAUCCAUUCUCUAGUAUUAAUGAUACCUCUGAAGAAAUAUCAGAUGCUAUUUUAAAUGUGAAAUGUGAUCCAAAUUUAAUUCCUGUACAAGCUUCUCAAGAAGCACUUAAAUUUGUUACAUGGGCAUUGAAAAAAGAUCCACGUCGUCGCAUUUCAACAUCCGAAGCUUUAACAGAUCGUUGGUUAUCUUCAGAUGUUAGUAUUGUUAGAAGAAGAGAAGCUAUUAAAUAUAGUUCAAGUAAAUUACGAAAAACGGCAGAUUAUAUUAUGCGAAGAGUUCCAAGAUUAAAUGGAAAUGAUAUGACACCUGUAGAAUUAAUUAGAUAA